CAUACUACACCCACCACUUUAUUUUAUUUAAUUAAAAAAUAUAAUUAAUUCUCAGAAAAUCCAUUUAAUUUAUUUUCUUCUUCCUUUCUAUCUCUCAAAUCUCCUCUGUCUCUCACUCACUGUCUGUCACCACCUCCUCCUUCCUCCCUCUCCUUUUCUCCGUCUCUUUCUUUCAAAGGCAAAGGGAAACUGUAAGUACAAAAACCCAUCAAACAGAAGAAGGAUCAAGGAGAGUGUACAGGAAGAAGAAGGAAGAAAGUGGAAGCUUCAUUUCCAAGUAUAUCUCGGUACCCACAAAAUGCCGCCAUCAUCGUCCAGACCACCCACUCAUAUUAACAUCAACGGCGACCAGCAACAGCACCAGCACCAGCAUCAGCCCCAGUCCCGACAUCGGCCUCCGCAACCAGCUCCCGCCAAUACUCACCACCCUUACUACCCUGCCAACUCUUCUUCUUCUUCUUCCUCAGCCUCCUUCAAGGGCUGCUGUUGCUGCCUCUUCCUAUUGUUCUCCUUCCUAGCUCUCCUUAUCCUCGCCGUCGUCCUCAUCAUCAUCCUCGCCGUCAAGCCUAAGAAACCCCAGUUUGAUCUCCAACAGGUGGGGGUUCAGUACAUGGGCAUCUCCGCUUCCAAUCCCACCUCUCUCGACCCCGCUACCGUCUCCACCACCACCACGGCGUCGCUUUCUCUCACUAUCAGGAUGCUUUUUACUGCUGUUAACCCCAACAAGGUCGGGAUCAAGUACGGCGAGUCCAGUUUCACUGUGAUGUACAGAGGGAUCCCGCUGGGAAAAGCUUCGGUCCCGGGGUUCUACCAGGAGGCUCACAGUACGAGAAACGUGGAGGCAAUCAUCGCCGUUGAUCGGGUAAAUCUGUUGCAAGCGGAUGCCGCAGAUUUGAUAAGAGACGCUUCUUUGAAUGACCGGGUGCAGUUAAGGGUGUUGGGUGAUGUCGGAGCCAAGAUCCGGGUCAUGAACUUUGAUUCCCCUGGCGUUCAGAGUUUGCUAGUCCUCCUAUGGCAUUUUGCUUUGGAUUCAGGGUUUUUGUUUCUUUUACUCAUUACUAAAGAAUCGGUGCAUUUGAGUUUGGAUUUGGAAGGUAUCAGUGGAUUGUGAGAUCGUGAUCAGUCCAAGGAAACAGUCUCUUACUUACAAGGAAUGUGGAUUUGAUGGGUUGAGUGUUUGAGUGUGGCUGCGGGUGUAUUUAUUUUUAUUUUAUAUACACCACCAACCAACAACACCAUGUUUUUCUAAUUCCUUUCAUAUCAUCUCUCUGCAAAUUGGUCAAGAGAGAUUGAACAAGGCAAUUGGCAAAACCCAAAGUGGAGUGGAGGAGGUCAAAAACAAAAAAUUCCCCCUUCACAUGGAUGGAGCAAAGAGAAAUCAAAAUUCAAAA
Molecule: messenger RNA, 1391 nt
Organism: Carica papaya (papaya)
Lineage: Eukaryota; Viridiplantae; Streptophyta; Magnoliopsida; Brassicales; Caricaceae
Source: RefSeq, a predicted model, not a curated record